AUGGACGGGCUCUCCAGCAGUGUCUUCCACCUCGCGGGGUCGCUGCAGUGGAAGAGAGACGCCACUGAACAGGGCGGAUUAUUGACUGGCGAGGAUCCGAGCGCAUUCACUACGACAGAUCCUCUCAAGACAUGGAUCAUCCAGCUGGGUGUCAUCAUGAUGAUAACUCAGCUCCUUGCGUUAAUCCUGCGGAGGAUAAGACAACCGAAGGUCAUCGCAGAGGUUAUUGGAGGUAUUCUGUUGGGGCCUACUGCCUUUGGUCGGAUUCCUGGCUUCACGCAACACAUAUUCCCGGCCGUGGCUACUCCAUACCUGUCGCUCGUCGCCAACAUCGGGCUAUGUCUGUUCCUCUUCCUGGUCGGUCUCGAGAUUGAUUGGUCUGUCGUCAAGCGCAACAUGAAGAAGGCGCCCUUCAUCGCGCUGGCUGGCAUCACCCUACCGUUCGGCCUUGGUGCUGCGUUGUCAGUGCCGCUAUACCAUCAUUUCAUCAGCAGCUCCGUCAAAUACACCAACUUCAUGCUCUUCACGGGCGUCGCAUACUCCAUCACUGCCUUCCCCGUUCUCUGUCGUAUCUUGACCGAGCUGAAGCUCCUUGAUACUCACGUUGGUGUCACUGUGCUUUCCGCUGGCGUCAUUGACGAUAUUGUCGGAUGGACCCUCCUCGCUCUCAGCGUGGCACUGGUCAAUGCGGGCUCGGGGCUGACAUGCCUGUGGAUUCUGCUCAUCACCGUCGCAUGGGGUAUCGUUCUGUUCGUAGCCGUCAAGCCUGCCGUGUAUUGGCUGGCGCGGAGGACAGGUUCUAUAGAGAAUGGCCCCACUAUGUUCUUUAUGACCGUCAUUAUCCUGCUUAUGUUUGGUUCGGCCUUCUUCACGGAUGUCAUUGGCGUUCAAGCAAUCUUCGGCGCCUUCCUAGUCGGCCUCAUCAUCCCUCGUGAGGGCGGUUUGUGUAUCGCCCUUACGGAAAAGCUCGAGGACAUGGUUCAGAUCAUCUUUCUGCCACUGUACUUCACGCUGUCAGGUCUGAACACCAACCUUGGUCUGCUUAAUGACGGCAUAACCUGGGGAUUCACUAUCGCCAUUAUGACCCUGUCCUUCUCCGGCAAGUUUUCAGGCUGCACAAUCGCAGCGAAGAUACUCGGAUUCUCCUGGCGGGAGGCUGGCACCAUUGGCUCCUUCAUGAGUUGCAAGGGCUUGGUCGAGCUGAUCGUCCUCAAUGUUGGCCUUUCUGCCGGAAUCCUCACACAGAAGGUCUUCUCCAUGUUCGUACUGGAAGCGGUCGUCCUCACAUUUAUGACCACGCCGCUCGUGAACAAGUUCUACCCGCCCUCGAUGCGCGUACGCCUGGGGCACCACACCUCUCACCCCGAUGUCAACUCUUCGGUGUCGGAUGCAGACGAGAAGGGCGCCGCAACCGAGAAGAUCAAUGCUCCUACACUCGAAAAGUGGAACGAGGUCGAAGAACAUAAGUCACGCUUCACAGUUGUACUGGACAGAAUCGAACACCUCCCGGGUAUGAUGGUGCUUACGCAGCUCAUCCAGCCUGCGCCCAUCCACAACAGCUCGCCCAAGGAGAAAGUUGUGCAGCGCUCGUCGGACAUAUGCAUCAAUGCUCUCCGAUUGGUUGAGCUGUCCGACCGAACAUCCGCAGUUAUGCGCUCCUCGAACACGGAGAGCAUGUUGCGCAAGGACCCGCUACUGAACAUCUUUGGCACAUUUGGCCGCCUCCACCGCGUCUCCGUCUCCGCGUCCCUGGCGGUAGUUCCUUACGAAGACCUCUCCUCGAGUGUCUUGGAGCAUGCACAGGACCAUGGCUCCCAGCUCGUCCUCGUACCCUGGGUCCCGGCUCCACACAGCACCGAUAAUAUGGCAGACAUGCCAUCCGGCAGCGCAGACGGCUCGAACCCCUUCGAAGCUCUGUUCCGUGCAGCUGGCUCCGGUCCCGGCCAGGCUUCAUCGACCCUACACUCUAACUUCGUGUGCGGUAUCUUCGCCCAGGCUCGCACGGACAUCGCACUGUUCAUUGACCAUCAGCACCCGAGCGAGUUCAGUCUGCCGCAUGGGGAACACCAUCUCUUCCUGCCAUUCUUUGGGGGUCCGGACGAUAGGCUUGCGCUCAACUUCGUAGUACAGUUGUGCUCGCAUCCUGGCGUCAGCGCGACCGUUGUCCGGAUGACGAACAGCGCAUUCGACGAACUCGACAGGGUCGACUCCCUGGCCAAGCCGAAGAUAGCCUACCUGGGUAGCGAACUGCCUCACGAAGCUACAAUACACUCGGUUGCGUUACCGGACACAGUAUAUGAUGUCCAGACGACGCAGACACGCAUGCAAUCCGAAACCGCAGACAAUGUCAUUUGGGCGCGCUACAACUCCCGACAGUCCCCCGAUAGCCCACUGUCUGGUGCAUUGACUCGCAUCCAGUUCUCGGAGAUCCGGACGCCCACACCCUUGCACACGGUGGUCGAGCACGCGAAUAGCCUCGCGGAAUCCACUGCUGAGCGCCGCGCCCACCUGAUCGUUAUGGUUGGUCGUUCGCGGCGUCUUGCCGUUGUGAACCACCAUGGCGAGAUCACGCAGUUGACAGAGCAGUAUGGUGGCUCUGGCGGUGAUGUCAAGAAGACGGUUGGAGAUGUAGCCGCGAUCCUGAUGGCUGCUCGCUGCAAGUCGGAUAUUGUUGUACUGCAAGCGGCCAAGGCUGGAUAG
Molecule: messenger RNA, 2700 nt
Organism: Rhodofomes roseus
Lineage: Eukaryota; Fungi; Basidiomycota; Agaricomycetes; Polyporales; Fomitopsidaceae
Product: Sodium/hydrogen exchanger family-domain-containing protein
Exons: 9
Coding region: 1-2700 (899 amino acids)
Biological process (GO): proton transmembrane transport
Cellular component (GO): membrane
Molecular function (GO): antiporter activity
Source: RefSeq, a predicted model, not a curated record